AAUGUCAUUAUUGUCUAUUUUCUAAAGUAUUUUACUGAAUUAGAUUCAUUACUUACCCAAACAACAAAGGAACGCCCAAAUCUAAUUUGAAUCUUCUUAAUUUCAAUACAAAGAAUAUCUAAAGCUUCGUUGUACGAAAUUUACAAAAUUUCUUUAAUCGAUUCGUGGACAUUUGAAUAAGAAAAGUAAUCCUAUCCGGGACAAAAGGUAACCCUAUCGGUCCUAUCACGUUCAGAAACAGCAUCGAUUUUAGAAUUUCCCCAGACGUAUCCCAUCAGGGUCUUCCUUCAUUCAAUAGGAAAUUUAAACUUGCCAGCAUUAGUGAAUCACUGCUAUUGACCGCGAAGCGAGAAGGGGUGGGAAGAGGUAGCCAGAGGAUCGUCUGUCAUUUGUACGGAAUCACCCUUAGUAUCCCUCGGACGUUCUAACACCGUGGGUUAGUCACGCGUUUCCGUAUUUCGAGUAUCGUUUGAAAACAUUCGCGUUAACAGUCGUCCGACGGUCUGCGACAUGCAGAAACAUAAAUCUCCGGGAUCGCUAUAAAUUUCCUGUGCGCCACGGUAUAGUUUCUCUUCGUCGAGUUUCCCGGUAUAGCCGAGCGCGCGACACCGAGUCAGUCGAAACUUUAAAUUGAUAAGAGUUAGCCGAGGACAAUAGAGGCGAGGAGCUUCUUGAACGUCUGCCAGUGCCAUGCACACCAACGUCCGAUCAAUCGUUGUUUCAGACGCAGAGUCGACGAGCGCACCGCCGCCGGUCCCGCCUAGACGCAAGAAGCGGAAACCGAAGCCCGCGGCGAUCGCUAGAUCUCCUGUUUCGCGAGAAACUUCACCGAGCGCGGCUCUCGGGAAGCCGGAUAGAAAGCGUUCGGCGCCUCCUCCGCCUCCGCCGCGGACAGCUCGACGAAUCAAAUCCCGUCAGUCAGAGGGAAGAGUUUCGAACGACCCAGAAACAGCCCGUGCCGAAGAAACGCCGAACGAUCGUGUUUCCAUUAUAAACGAAACGCGUAAUAACGAAAAGAAUUCAGACCGUGUCGUAGAUUCGCCAAGAAAAUCACGACUCGCGUUCACCAAUAAGGAGACCAACAAGUAUCCUCCGCUCUUCUUCACCCUGCACGACUUUCAAAAUGUUAUGUCAAGCACGUUGCAACAGGAGGACGAUCCGCCCGACAAAUCGUCCACGGAGUUCGCCACCUCCCUUAACGAUCCUCGCCGCCAAUCCUUCGAGAAUUCGUUGGACGACGAAGAGAACGAACUCUGUUUCCGUGUCACCACUACGAAUCUACCGUUCGAGAGGUGUUUGGACAGAUGGACCGCCACGUUUGCCGACCACUUUAUCGACAAGUUCGACGAGUCGAAUCGUUUCAUCUUCGAGGACUACAUCGACAGAAGCAACAAGGUAAACGUUCGUCGAUCGACCGGGCCGAUGUGCUACGACAGCUACGAAGAGGAGCCCUCGGUUCCUCGUUUGACCAAGGUGAGAUUCGUGAUCGAGUCGCCGAGCACCUCGACGCCGGACGAGGACGAGGAACUAGCCUGCGAUAGUUUAGGAAACAUAGAUCCUCUGCUGGACGAGGAAGUUAACUUCUGUCGCGGAUCUUCCGUGCGAUUGACCGAGAUCGCCGAUGACACGGAUUGUUCGGAGGGAAUCGAGAAUGAGAGUCGUCGGGAUUCAGAUGAAUUUGGAGAUGUCCCCCUCACCUCGAUCUUGAGGACACGAAAUCAUUCCACCGAGCGGAUGUCGCUGGAAGAUGCCUCGAAUGUCAUUGAAUUCACUGAUCAAGAAUCCUUCUUAGAAUGUGAAAUUACUCGAAAUGAUUCUAGAGACUCGUUUCACAGCUCCAGCUCGCAGGAUUUGCAAAAUGAUACACUUUUUCCUAAGUUGAAGAUUACGGAGGUCAGCAAGGCUUGGUUGAAUCUGAUCAAACCGAAAACCGAGUGCACUGUAGUGUUGGCAGAGAUUAGAGAAGAUUGUUUAAUUGAUAGAUUCGAUGAUUCGAAUGAAGGGAAGAAUGAAAAUAAUAACACAAAUGAGAUUGAGAGUGAUGUUAAAGAGUCGAUGAUGAACGAAAUGAAUGCUAAUGUUGAUCGAGAAGAAGAAACCGUUGAAGAAAAUUUAGAAAUUGGUGAACAGAAAUUGGUAACAGGUGAGAUUGAUGAUUUCAAUUACAGAUUGACAGUAAAUGAAGUAGACAAUGAUAUCCUGAAAGAAGAAUCAGUACUACAUGAAGUGAAAGAUGAAUUUGAUGAAGAACAAAAAUUGGUAACAGAUAAAAUUGAAAAUUUUGAUCACGAACUAACAGAAAAUGAUAUUGUUAAAGAAGAGUCGGUAUUAGAUGAAGUACAGAAUGAAGUUAAAGAAGAAACAAAGGAAAAUGGACAAAUAAUAAAUAAUCAAUCUGAUAAAUCGACAACGGAAUACAGAAGAAGAAUUUUUGUAAAUGAAUCAUUACGAAAUCUGAUGAAUCGUCAGGAUUUUUCAUCGAAUGACUUUGGAGAAGAAAAUUCAAGUUUAGAGGAGAGUAGUGAAAGUUUAAACCAACCUGAAGAAGAUUCUCAAGGAUCGAGUAACAAAAACCCCGACGAGGUGAAAGAUAACAAAAUUAUUACAAAAGCUGAAAUUUUUGAAAGAAAAGAAAGCAUCAGUGUCCCAGUUGACGUUCGAAGAAAUUCUUUCCUGGAAAAUAUGCUGUCUAAAGAUUCGGAUCAAAUCUGGACGAGUUGUGAAAUUGUUGCUGCUCAUCCAAAAACAUCUUCCUUGAUAAUAAAUGAGGAAUCACCUUCAGAAAAUAAAAUUGCAAUCAGAUUAAAUGAUUCGAUAAGCAAGGACCUAGAAAUCCAACAAAUUUUACAAGAAUCUAAAGCGUUGUUAAAAAAGGUAGAUACUAGUGUUCCAAAAUUAAUCAGACCUAAAAUCAUCCCUCCAUCGGAGGAGAAAAAUCCUGGCGAGAUAAAGUGCAAUGUGUUAAACGAAUUGCUGUCCAACUUCAACAGUAUUAAAUUGAAGCCAGUGAAGAAAGUCAUCGUUGAAACUCUUCCUCAAAUGACUGCUUCUAUUCACCAAAAUGUGGAUCAACAGAACUUAGAAACUUCAAGAAACCUGGAGAAUUUCCAUGGUAAGAUAACCAAGGAAACUUCCGACGGAGUCUCUGACCCAAAACCAAAAAUGCUCUCAUUGGAACAGGAGGAUAAGAUUAUCUCUUCGGUAUUUAAAGUUUCAAAUUCAAAUGACUACGACAAUAAGAUUCAAGAAUUACCAAGAGAAUCAGACACCAGCGUUAGGGAAGAAGACCCAAAGAAAUUAACAAGAUCCUUGGAAGAACCAAUUGAAAUGUCAGAAAUGAAUCUAUACAGAGCCAAGAUUAUCCAGAACGAAGAUUCUUCAGAAUCGUCGAAAGAUACGAGCGAGGAUCGCGUCGAAUUGCAGGAUCAGCAGGCAUAUGUUGAAAAUAAUACGGAGGUCAGCGCGAACCCUUUGAAAAGUGAAAAGACUGACGUAUCAGUACACGAAUCUGACGAUCGUGAUCGCGGAGAGGAAGAAAAUAUGAAUUAUAAUCGAGUUGAACGGUUAGAUUUAAGAAGCAGGAGGACGUUUAGCGGCGAUAAGAAGAGUGCCAUAGUUAGGAGGAUCCCCCGACCCCGUUGUAAUAAUAAUGACAAUAACAGGGCAGUAACACCCGUAGCUGUAAGUGACGACCAAUCCCGUGACACUGUAACAAUAACCCCAGGUAGAGUUAGGAGCUUCGUUAGGUAUUACGAGAUUCGACGCGAGGCGACCACCGCCGACAAAGAUUCUAAAGAUAGAGAUAAAUUAGAUAGAGAUAAGGUUGCCGGACACCGGUCGGUCGUCAGCAUCUGUAGAGGCCUGGAGGCGAAAUCUAAGUCCUCCGACGCGAAGGACACCCUACGGGCAUCGCUAAUGGAGAAGAAUCCGGAAUCGAUCGGUUGUCCCGUGUACGUGGAUCGCUUAACCGACGAGAAGUCUAACGUCGAGGAAUUGAAAGACGAUUCAAGGAUCAGUUCGUCGCGAGAGCCUUGCGGCGAUUCGUACGCGCAGUCCGGUAAGAAGAAGAGAAAGAAGUCGGUGAAAUUUCAAGGUGGAUUCACGGUGAUCGGUGCGAAAAGUCCUGACAAAGAUCGCUCCUCCGGGAGUCGGGAUACGAGAACUGGAAGGAAAAGGGCUCCCGACAGGCCGACGCUGAAAGGAGCCGUUUUCAGUGGGAAAGUGGAUCGCCAAGAUGCCGAGAAAUUGGCGGACGAUGACUCGCGAAUCGAGAAACGAGACGUUGCUGCUCAGAUACAAGCCGCAGCGGAAUGCAAGGAAUGUUCAGGUAUUAAUCGCUUCGUUCCAAAACCAGAAACCCCACGCCUCGUAUUUUAUUGUACUGUAUAGUUAAAUUGUAGUUUCUAUAAGUCGUCGUGGUCGUCGUCGUUCCCCUCGAAUCUCACUGUGAGAUCUUCCCGCGACAUUUUUAUUACGUCCCAGCUGUAUCAUUGUUUCGCAAACGUUCUAUUCUUUUUUAAGGGUCUUAACCGAAGAACAGAUUUUGCAAUAUAUCAUUUUUGUAUCUAACAAAUUAUAUAUUUCUCUGUUUCAUUUAGAGGAAAAUUGAAUUAUGAUAAUAUAGCAAAUGAUAAUAAUUAUUUUGUAAAAUUUCAUUUUUAGAAAAAUAGUAGAUUUGCCAAACGCUAUAAUUCUUUAUUUAGCAAACAAAAUAGUCGAGAAUGUGUUGAGAGAAGAAUUUUGUGUUUAACUACACCAUUUGUCCAAUGCACAUUUCCUGUAACGUUCAUGGUUAAAUGGUAACAAGCAGAUGUUCCCUUUUCCCAAGAGGAUUUAGAAUUAUCGCGGGUUCACUGGGCAAACAAAUUUUUCGGUCAACUCCAUUAGUUGUCUUUGGUCUGGAUUUAUUUAAUUCGGCUCUGUUAGAGGUAAGCACGUUUCCACGGUGCUUGUCCUUGCAAUUUCUUGCAUCAUUUUGUUCCACUUACUUUACGUGUUUUCGGCUAAUACGGCUUUCCUAGAUUUAUUACACCCUCCAGGAAGAGGAACAAAAACCCUGCGUUCUGUGGCUUUGUUCGAAUCCCUGCUUCUUGUGUGACGUAAUGACCUGUCGCGACAAUUUUGUAAAAUACCAUUGAUUGAAGUAGAUCUAACAAUUAAUAGGAGAAAUUAUAAACUUUAAAUGAAAAUUCUUAUCUUCAUUAUCUAUGAUUUAAUUUUAGUGUUAUUUGUUGAGUAUGUUUGGUAUAAUUGAUUUUAAAUAGUAUUAUUAUUGAGUUAGUAAUUUAAGAUAGCUAAUUGAAAUCAUUCGCAUUGUGAUUCAAUUACUUCAGGUAUCAAAAUUAGACUUGAUUAGAUACAAUUAGACAAUCUAUUUCUUUUUUUUUCUUUUUUAUUUUGUAAACAGUUCAUUGAAGAAGGAAUAGUAAAUAAUGAAAAAUAAAAUAUAAAAAAAUAAUUAUAGAUAAUUAAUUAGUUUUUGUAGGGUGAUAAUUUAAUUCUUAGUAGAAGAAUGUGCAGUGGUAGUGAUAUUUAAAUUAAGAAAAUAGGACAGCAAUCGUAAGAAACAAAGUGUUGUAUAUAAAAAAGAGAAAAUGGAAAUCUGUUCUUUCGUUAAGCUCAAUUUGCACGGUUAGUUUCCGUUCUCCGAUCGCCUUAGUCGUCUAUGUUAAACGAAACGGCAAACAGCUUUUAGCUCUGUUAUUGUCGCAACCUUCCUUGCGCAUCCUUUCUAUAGGAGAACGUUGUUUUUUCGGAGAUAAAAUAUCGUAACGCAGAUUUCGCGCGCGUAUUAACCCCAUUGUUCUGCGUGUAUCGUGUAAUCGUAACGUAAAGGUGGAAGUAAUUUUACGUGGUAGAGUAGAACAUGGAAAUACUAUACUUGUUGCGCUGUUUUCGUUGCGUAUACGCGUUCAGCUAUUCGAUUUAAAUACACGUCAGUAUUUCAGUGUCGUAAAAAGUGCUGUCAUUUCGGUGCUCACGAGUCAUUUAUGUGUAUGUACCGUGCGAGGAGCAUAACAGUCAUUAGAGUGAAAAUGUCACAUAGUGAAACUUCGAAUUAAUUCUUAAAUUUCAAGCUUCCAAUUUACCAAUUUAUAUUGUUGCUGUAAUAGUUACUUUUGUUUGAAUUAUUCGAGUACAUGGAAUUCGCACUGCUGAUCACCGGUGAUCCCCCAUGGCAUUCAACGUUUUAAUUAAGGAAUCCUAAUUGAAGAGUACAAAUUAACCCUUUGAGGUCUUCUGUCUGCAUUCAAUCGCCACAUCAGGGUGAUUUUUGGAAUAUUUAUUAUUUUUCAGUUAUGCUCUAUAGGAAUAUAAAAAAUAUUAUAAAGAUCUUUUAAACAGAUAAUUAAGCCCAUAAUUAGCUAGGUUCAGUGCUGCAUAAACAUGAUAUUUUGUGUUUUUCCAUUUUUAAUUUUUAGUUAACCAUUAGUUAAUCAAAGGAAAAAUUAUUUAAAUAAUUUUAAGGU
Molecule: messenger RNA, 6470 nt
Organism: Osmia bicornis bicornis
Lineage: Eukaryota; Metazoa; Arthropoda; Insecta; Hymenoptera; Megachilidae
Exons: 2
Coding region: 691-4389 (1232 amino acids)
Source: RefSeq, a predicted model, not a curated record